GGGUCAGUUCCAUCGAACAAUGCCCCCCAUCAGGAUCAUCUUACCCCACCUGCCUCUACCUCCAUUGCCAUCUCCCCACUCUCUACCUCUCCAAGUGGAGCCUCGUCAGCAACUUCACCCCUGACCUUUGAUCUGUCGCCAGAAGAUUGCUUGAGAAAAUUUCGUACCCACACACUCAAAUAUUUUGCCUUUUUGCAUAUUUCAACUGAUGCAGAAUGUCUGCGCCGAGAAAGACCCUUUUUGUUCCUCUGUAUCAUAGCUGCAUCUGCCCAUUCAACACGGACCAAGAUUGAACUUGGAGAAAGGAUUAAGGAAACCUUGACAGAACGGAUCUUCCUCGACAACAACUCGGGCGCUGUCAAUAUCGAUUUGCUUCUCGGAUUAUUAACUUUUCUUGCUUGGGGUCAUGAUCAUCUCCUUCACGGCACUGCAGCGAGGUUGUCGCGUUUUACCCAGCUAGCAAUGUCGUUAGUAUUUGACCUUCGUCUGAACAAGCCACUUCCGGAUGACCCCAACAUGCUCCCGGUUGGAGGAGACUGCUUGGUGCCAAGGGGCCCGGCCAGAUCUUCAGAGGAGAGACGUGCGGUUCUAGGGUGCUUCGUAAUGAGCUCAAUUGUUUCUUCGUAUUUUGAGCAGAUCGAUACAAUGCAGUGGACGCCGUAUAUGGAAGAAUGUCUAGACGUCUUAAGUCGGAGCCAAGAAUCUCCAUAUGACGAGAUGUUUACACACCAACGCAUUGCGGGAGAGGUAGAGAGCGCAAGAGCUACAGCCACAGCUCCACCGGCCUUUUACCUGACCGCUCUCCAACUGAAGGUGAAUGAAGUUAAGGCACAAAUCUCACCACACCUACUGCAAGAGAUACCACUCCUGGCUUCAGUAUAUUACACAGAAUUGAGCAUGUUCGGCUUUGCACUCUCCAAACAGAAUAUCCCAGGUCCUGGCUUUCAAAGAAUUGAUUGUCUCUACGCAUGCCUGAACACGGUCAAACAGGCAUUUGAAAACUUCUUCAAAAUUCCUCUCAUCGAAUAUGCUGGUAUCUCUUUUCCCUUCUUCACACAGCUAGCUCGCUACCUCAUCGUGUUGUCCAAACUCUCGACUCUGAACGAUCCCACCUGGGAUACGAAUCUUGCACGAUCAACGGUCGAUGUCCUUCAAGUGAUUGACAAAUUGAUCAACAAUAUCGAACUCGCCAAAGCCCCGGAAGGUGAAGAGUGCACAGGGGGCCCGCUGGAUAAGUCGACCAGAAUUUUCACGUCCGUUCGAAACUGGUGCGCCGCAAAACUCGCGGAAGAUGGUGAAGAAGGCGUACAAAGAGACCCUAAUUGUCAAACGAAUGUACACAGCGGCACGCAGCUAGACGCGUUUUUUGUCGAAGACGCUUGGUGGCGAGAUAGUUUUGAUCUAUUUUUCGACGGAAAGAAUUUUGUGUGA
This is a messenger RNA of Penicillium odoratum, 1431 nucleotides long. RefSeq lists its product as uncharacterized. The transcript has 4 exons. Gene Ontology annotation, cellular component: nucleus. Gene Ontology annotation, molecular function: transcription cis-regulatory region binding; DNA-binding transcription factor activity, RNA polymerase II-specific. The record is from RefSeq and is a predicted model, not a curated record. NCBI's taxonomy places the organism in Eukaryota, Fungi, Ascomycota, Eurotiomycetes, Eurotiales, Aspergillaceae. The annotation marks the transcript as partial. Gene Ontology annotation, biological process: regulation of DNA-templated transcription.